AUGAGCAGCCCAGCAGAAUUAUUGGUAAUCCAGCAACAGAAAACCGGGUUUGCCCUGGGCAAACAAUUCACAGAGGUGGCAGGCAAAUUCGGUGCUGCGCGACUAUACAGAGGUUUCCCUAUGACCGCAGGACGUGAGGCGCUGUUUACGGCCGGAUACUUGGGGUUGGGACCUAUCGCUAAGGCAAGCUUGCAAGAUAACUUCCCAUUGCUUAAGGAAAACGAUGGACUAGCGUUAUUAGCUGGUGGUUGUGCGGCCGGUCUUGUCGCGGGUGUAUUGACGCACCCUCUCGACACUGUGAAGACUCGACUGCAGAGUGAUAUAGCCCGAGAGGUUUACAAAGGGCCGUGGGCGGCUGCAAAGGUACUGUGGAAAGAGGAAGGUGCUGCCGCGUUCUACAAGGGCUUCUUACCCAGAUGUGCUCGUCUGUGUGGAGCUGUUAUAAUCCUCAACAAGGCAGGUGGGAUAUUAGAGGAAAUUAUAGUAGAUAAUAACAUCCUGGCUUUUGGGAAAUAA
Molecule: messenger RNA, 516 nt
Organism: Sphaeroforma arctica JP610
Lineage: Eukaryota; Ichthyosporea; Ichthyophonida
Exons: 3
Coding region: 1-516 (171 amino acids)
Biological process (GO): transport
Molecular function (GO): transmembrane transporter activity
Source: RefSeq, a predicted model, not a curated record